AUGAGGUCACUUACACGGGCUCUUCGCCCUGCUGUUCGAAGGGCACAAGGAGUGGUUGCCGGCGUGCCGGCAGCAACACCACGAGGAUGCAGGCCACAGAGGAUACUCCCAAUGGCUCAAUGCGCCGCACGCCCUCUCUCCUCGACCCCUCACCUCCGGGAUCCCAACCUCACUGAAGUCCCGCCGACGCCCAUCACACACUUCUCCGAGAUUGAGACGUCAAUGCAAGAGGCGGUGCAGAAGUUUGCCAACGAGGUCAUCCUGCCCAAAGUGCGAGAUAUGGACGAGGCCGAGGCGAUGGACCCCACCGUCGUAGAGCAGCUGUUCGAGCAGGGGCUGAUGGGGAUCGAGAUCCCCGAGGAGUACGGCGGAGCGGGCAUGAACUUCACGUCGGCCAUUGUGGGCAUUGAAGAGCUCGCCCGCGUGGACCCCAGCGUUUCCGUCAUGGUGGAUGUGCACAACACGCUGGUCAACACGGCGGUGCUCAAGUACGGCAGCGCGGCCAUCAAGAAGAAGUACCUGCCCCGGCUGGCCACUAACACGGUCGGCUCCUUCUGCCUGUCGGAGCCCGUGAGCGGCUCCGAUGCCUUCGCCCUCGCCACCAAGGCGACAGAGACGGAGAGCGGGUUCAAGAUCAACGGCAGCAAGAUGUGGAUCACCAACAGCGUGGAGGCCGACUUCUUCAUCGUGUUUGCGAACAUGGACCCGAGCAAGGGGUACAAGGGCAUCACGGCCUUCAUCGUCGACAAGGGCACCAAGGGCUUCAGCAUCGCCAAGAAGGAGAAGAAGCUGGGUAUCAGGGCGAGCAGCACCUGCGUCAUCAACUUUGACGACGUCGAGAUCCCCAAGGAGAACCUGCUCGGCGAGCGGGGCCAGGGAUACAAGUAUGCCAUCAGCCUCCUGAACGAGGGCCGGAUAGGCAUUGCCGCGCAGAUGACCGGCCUUGCGCUGGGCUCGUGGGAGAACGCCGUCAAGUACGUCUGGAAUGACCGCAAGCAAUUCGGCCAGCUGGUCGGAGAGUUCCAGGGCAUGCAGCACCAGAUCGCCCAGUCGUACACCGAGAUCGUCGCGGCGAGGGCCCUCGUCUACAACGCGGCCCGGAAGAAGGAGGCUGGCGAGAACUUUGUCACCGACGCCGCCAUGGCCAAGCUUUACGCGUCGCAGGUCGCGGGCCGCGUCAGCGGCCUGGCCAUCGAGUGGAUGGGCGGCAUGGGCUUCGUGAGAGAGGGUCUGGCGGAGAAGUUCUGGAGGGACAGCAAGAUCGGUGCCAUCUACGAGGGCACGAGCAACAUCCAGCUCAACACCAUCGCCAAGACGCUUCAAAAGGAAUACACUGUUUAG
Phialemonium atrogriseum is the source of this 1341-nucleotide messenger RNA. RefSeq names its product acyl-CoA dehydrogenase/oxidase. The record is from RefSeq and is a predicted model, not a curated record. The transcript has 4 exons. Gene Ontology annotation, molecular function: acyl-CoA dehydrogenase activity; flavin adenine dinucleotide binding. NCBI's taxonomy places the organism in Eukaryota, Fungi, Ascomycota, Sordariomycetes, Cephalothecales, Cephalothecaceae. Gene Ontology annotation, cellular component: mitochondrion. Bases 1 to 1341 code for a protein of 446 amino acids.